AUGCCGGAAUCUUACGGCACGCCGCAGGCGGCCGACGCCGCUAAGGCGGUUGCGGACAAGGCACCGGAAGAUUCCCCAGGGAAGUCGCUGCUGGAGAAGCCGCUUCACCACCUCACUGAAGAUGACGUUGCGCAGCUCACCCGAGAAGACUGCCGCCGCUAUCUCAAGGAGAAAGGGAUGAGGAGACCUUCGUGGAACAAAUCACAGGCAAUUCAGCAAGUGAUAAUGCUGAAGAAGCUUCUAGAAGCUGAUUCUAAAACUGGUUCGGACAAGCGGCUUAAUCACAUCGGCCAUGGCAGCUAUAAUGCUGCUAAGGAGAAUGCUCCUAAAGGUAAAAGUAGGGAUGCAGAAAUUUCUGUAUCGACAGAGGAGACUACGCUUAACCAUAUAGGUGAUUUGAACAAACCCGAUUCAUCAGAGUGUUUUUCAGGCGGUUUUGCAGACGCAAAGGAUAAGUCUGCUCGGCCAAGAACAAUAGGUACAACAGAUAUUGCAGCUGGGCAAAUGACGAUAUUUUAUGGCGGAAAGGUGAAUGUUUAUGACGAUAUGCCUGCAGAUAAGGCACGGGCGAUAAUGCACAUUGCAGCCAGUCCACUAGAGUUCUCGGAGGAGCAGCUGAAUAAUGCUAGAAUACUGCAACCUUCACUUGUACUCCCAAAAGCUCUCGGCAUGAAAAUGAACCAGAAUUCUAUAUAUGGUACCUUGCGACGUCCCCCUAUAGCGAACAUGAGGGACAACUCGCUAGCUAUUGGAGAAGAAAGUAUCAUGCUUCUUGAAGGGACCCCUGUCGAAGUUCCUUCGGGAAGAAAAGCUUCACUGCAGAGAUAUCUUGAGAAGAAGAAAGACAGGUUCAAGAGCAAGAGAAAGGGAGGAUUGAGCUCGUGUGCCAGCUUGGAUAUGUACAUUAACCAUCAAGUGUGUAAUAAGAUACGUACAAUUGACCCGCGGUGCAGUUCACUGGAGAAUGAUUCACUACAGGAUGCUUGUAUUUCGUCUGGUCCGAGUAAAACAAGUUUACAAGUGGACUCGACCUGA
This is a messenger RNA of Striga hermonthica, 1035 nucleotides long. Lineage: Eukaryota; Viridiplantae; Streptophyta; Magnoliopsida; Lamiales; Orobanchaceae. The record is from the annotation of a GenBank genome assembly.